This is a messenger RNA of Helicoverpa zea (corn earworm), 1642 nucleotides long. RefSeq lists its product as uncharacterized. Bases 503 to 1453 code for a protein of 316 amino acids. The transcript has a single exon. NCBI's taxonomy places the organism in Eukaryota, Metazoa, Arthropoda, Insecta, Lepidoptera, Noctuidae. The record is from RefSeq and is a predicted model, not a curated record.
ACGAGUAGUCGAUAAAUUUUUUGCUCUUUGCUAAAAUAUAAAAUAUUAACAAUUUGGACGCUAAUCGCAAAUAAAAUUGUUUCAAGUGAUUGAAUACUCAACUUAAAGUGUAAUUCUAUAAAAACAGUGUUAAAAAGUGUGUUAGUGAACAUUUUUUUGGUGUGAACCGUUUAAAACAUCGAACUUUGCGAAGUCAUUCGGUGGGUGUGUGACUGGACAUUAUACGCAUAGUGCAAGCUACUGUCGCGGUUACGCGCCGCGCAUAAGUGUCAUAUCUGCGCGCGGUUACGUUCGGUGACGUACGCGUGCGCACACACCAAAGACUAAGUAACGAAGACGGCACAAUAGUUUCUACCUAAUUCGCACUGCAUCUAAGAGGUCGAUUAUUUUUUUUUUUAUUAUAUACACAAUACCCAAGACUCGUACCCUGCGGUCGCGUAUUACCUACUCAAGUCCGUUCUGUCGGGAGUUCUCGAACCACUGUUUCUCAAAGUUCUUGGUGAUGGAUAAAAUUUGCGAUACCUGUAGUGAACGGAUGUCGGAUGGAGUAUACUGCACUGUAUGCUGUAUGACAAUGCACUUUCAAUGUGCGGGAAUUACUGAAGCUGGUUAUCGGAAAUUGGGGGACAGAAAGCUUACCUGGCGUUGCAACAAAUGUAGGCUAUCCGGCACGUCCCAUCAACCAGUAUCGCCUGCACCAAAAUCACCAAUCGCAGAAUCAGCAGUAUUACUGGAAAUACGAGCGCUGUCUGAAAAGCUGACUCCGUUGGAGAGUCUAAAGGACGAAGUCUCAACAAUGAGGAAGGAAUUCGCUGAUUUAAAAUCAUCACUUAGUAAGCAAUUUGAUGAGAUUAUAAAUAAACUAGAAGAUAAGUUAAGGGUAAUGGAGCAACGUGUUGUUAAGGUGGAGUGUAUAAAAGAAGACGUGGAGAAGCUUCAAGAACGUUUGAUGAAACUGGAGGACGAAUCCGAGGACAGAGACCAGUGGUCACGAAUGAAUAAUAUAGAAAUAAAAGGAAUAACGCAGCAAAACAAUGAAAAUCUGUUGGAGAUAGUCGUAAAAAUUGGCUCAAAAAUUAACUACCCAAUCUCAAAAACCCAAAUAAAUUUUGUAUCAAGAGUACCAACACGCGAGAAGGACCGUACUAAACCAAUAAUAGUUUGUUUCUGUAACCGAUACGUAAAGGAGGACUUCAUUGCCGCCGCUAGACUGGAGGCCAAAACGUCUCCUUUGACAAACAGUGUCUUUGGAUUAUCCGGUAAUCAAAAGGUAUACAUUAACGACCAUCUUACCAUUAAAAAUAAAUUGUUACUGUCCCAAACCAAGAAGUCGGCUGCUGCAGCAAAUUUUCAAUAUGUGUGGAUAAAACACGCGAAAAUACAUGCACGAAAAACGGAGACAAGUCCAGUUAUUAUUAUAAAAUCAGAAAAGGAUUUAACAAAAAUAGUGUAAUUUACUUAAAUAAUACUCCUCAGUUUGAGAGCCGUAGAUCACUGAGUCCAGCUUGCGUUUUCCUGAUACUCAUGUGUCCAUGCUCAUUGUGUUCAAAUAAGCUUUAUAAAAAUAUUUUAGUCGUUAGUAUUGUGUUACAACUUGUUAAUGACCUUAAGUACAUAAAAUUUGAGCUUUAUUUUCAAUACA